AUCAUGACUGGUCGUGGAAAGGGAGGAAAGGGAUUGGGAAAAGGAGGUGCCAAACGCCAUAGGAAAGUUCUACGUGAUAACAUCCAGGGCAUCACAAAGCCUGCCAUCCGUCGUCUAGCUCGUCGUGGCGGUGUCAAACGUAUUUCUGGUUUGAUCUAUGAAGAAACUCGUGGUGUACUGAAGGUUUUCCUGGAAAAUGUGAUCCGUGAUGCAGUAACGUACACUGAGCACGCCAAAAGGAAGACUGUGACCGCCAUGGACGUUGUGUACGCCCUGAAGCGUCAAGGAAGAACCCUCUACGGUUUUGGAGGUUAAAUUCCAACACCAUUAACCAUUUACAAAA
Dufourea novaeangliae is the source of this 343-nucleotide messenger RNA. RefSeq names its product histone H4. Bases 4 to 315 code for a protein of 103 amino acids. NCBI's taxonomy places the organism in Eukaryota, Metazoa, Arthropoda, Insecta, Hymenoptera, Halictidae. The record is from RefSeq and is a predicted model, not a curated record. The transcript has a single exon. Gene Ontology annotation, molecular function: DNA binding; structural constituent of chromatin; protein heterodimerization activity. Gene Ontology annotation, cellular component: nucleosome. Gene Ontology annotation, biological process: nucleosome assembly.